AUGUUGUCCACGAUAGAUCUUUCAUAUUGCAAUUUUACUGGAUCAGUCCCAUCGUCGCUCUUCUCUCUUCCCUUAUUGUCAGUACUAUACCUUGCCCACAAUCAAUUCUCUGGUGAAAUUGCAUUUUCUAAUGUCUUGAGAAAUCAAUCCACAUUAUCCAGUGUGGACCUUUCAGAAAACCAUAUCCGAGGCAAGAUACCUAAUUGGAUUUGGAGUUCCAAUGAACUUUCUACCCUAAAUCUUUCUUGUAACUCCUUGGUAGCACUAGAAGCUCCUUUAUCUAUUUCUACAGUGCAAACUGUUGACCUUCAUUCAAACCAACUCCAUGGGCAAAUCCCAACUUUCCUACCACAUGCCAAGUAUCUGGAUUACUCGAGAAAUAAUUUCAACUCUAUACCAUCGAACAUUGGUGAUUUCCUCACAUACACACUGUUCUUCUCUCUUUCAAGCAAUAACUUGCAUGGGCUCAUUCCAGCGUCAAUAUGCAAUGCCUCAAAUCUUCAGAUUCUUAAUCUGUCCAAUAAUUCUCUGAGUGGCAUGAUUCCCCAAUGCUUGACUGCAAUGCGUGAUCUCAGUGUACUUAACUUAGCGAGAAACAACCUCAUUGGAUCUAUUUCUAAUGUUGAAGUUACUGAAGAUAGUUCAUUGCAAAUUCUAGAGAUCGGUGGAAAUCAGUUAGAUGGCAAGGUUCCAAAAUCUCUAGCUAAAUGCAUUAAGUUGGAGGUUUUAAACAUUGGAAACAAUAAUAUAACAGAUAGCUUCCCAUGCUUGUUGAAGAACAUUUCCACUUUGCGUGUCCUUAUUUUGCGCUCCAACAACUUUUAUGGAAGCAUUGAAUGUCUCAACACCAAUGGCACCUGGCCAGGGGUUCAAAUUAUAGACCUAGCUCACAAUAAUUUCAGUGGUGAAAUACAGGGAAUACUGUGGAGAACAUGGCGGGAAAUGAUGGCUACCGAAAAUGGUUCCCUAUCGACAAUUGCCUUUGGAUCACAUACAAAAAGAAAAACCUUGGCCUGGAUGACUGCUACAAGCUGCAGUCGAGUAUCUGAUAGAUCCUACCGUGGCUAUCAAAAUGUUGUUCCUUCUCGUGCACAUGAAUCUUGCCUUCCACAUUCAACUAAUAGACUCAGCCCUCGCUAUGCUCGUUCUUCUAAUGCAUAUGCUGGUUCUUCUAAUGCAGAUGCUGGUUCUUCUAAUGCAGAUGAUGGUUAUUCUUUAGAGUAUAGUGUAAGUGUAACAGUUACUAGCAAAGGUUUAGAGAUGGAACUCGUAAAGAUUCUAUCUAUCUUUACCUUGAUUGACUUCUCAAGCAACAACUUCAGUGGACCCAUACCCACGGAAAUAGGAGAAUUCAAAGCACUAUGUGUCCUUAACUUGUCCCGAAAUGCAUUCACGGGCGAAAUCCCAUCCAAAUUUGGUAACAUGCAGGUACUCGAGUCCUUGGACCUGUCACAGAACAAGCUGAGUGGGCACAUUCCACCGCAGUUGGCAGAGCUUACUUUUCUUUCUUUCUUGGAUCUCUCAUAUAAUCAACUGGUUGGCAGGAUCCCAACCAGUAAUCAGUUUUCAACAUUUCCACCAUCCUCCUUUACAGGUAACAAAGGACUACGGGGAUUUCCUUUGACGGUGGAUAACAAAGCAGGAUUGCAACCACCACCAACAGUGAAUGGAAGGCCUCCAAAUUCUGGACAUCAUCGUGAGGUAAACUGGGAUCUUAUCAGUGUUGAAAUUGGAUUUACAUUUGGCUUUGGAAUUGCUGUUGGGUCACUUGUGUUGUGCAAGAGAUGGAGUAAGUGGUAUUACAGAACUAUGUACAACAUCCUUCUCAAGAUAUUUCCUAAGCUGGAGGAAAGAAUUGGUAUUCAUCGAGGACAUGUUCACAUAAAUCAAAGGUGGUGGAGACGUUGA
Molecule: messenger RNA, 1908 nt
Organism: Prunus armeniaca (apricot)
Lineage: Eukaryota; Viridiplantae; Streptophyta; Magnoliopsida; Rosales; Rosaceae
Source: the annotation of a GenBank genome assembly